UUCGUACUUCGUGCGUGGUUCGCAGUUCGCACACCUCAACGCCCAGGUGGCGUUCAUCGAAGAAAGGCUUCUUUUUUCCUUUCCCUUUUCAGUUAUCUGUAUUUGUCCGUCGAUAGAUCGCCUUUCCUCCAUAGAAGUGGGGCAACAAGCAAGCAAAUCAUGCGAGUUACUUCUGCCGGUUCCGGAAAUCCCUUCGUUCCCAGAAGCCGAGGGAAGAAGAAGAAGAAGAAGAAGAAGAAGAAGAAGAAGAAGAAGCAGCAGCAAGCGGCCAUCAGAAUGGCUGAUGCAUAUGAGAUCAGUGCAUUUCCUGAUGAUAUCAACAAUAGUGAUAUGAUGGCUGACUCGAGUAAAACAGACUUGUAUGUGGAGAUAUCAUCAAAUGGAGAGGUGGUUGGGAUAAAUCCAGGGGAUAUUCUAACUCGAGUAGAAUUAGAUUUGGCUUAUGCUUCCGAGAAGUCGCUUAAUUUGAGUCUGUUCACAAUGCAAGUGGCAAACAGGGAAGGUGACUUUGAGGCCCUUGUUUCAGCAUCAAAUGUAGAUUUGUUUUCCGAUACAGCAGGGAAAGGUCUGGAGUUUGAUCUAUUAUCUGGGAUUUUGGAGUUCUUGGUGUCAGAGCUGGAUCAAUUCCUAGGGAAUUUGCAGGCUGAUAUAGAUGAGGUUAGUGGUAUAUUGUUUUCAUAUAAAGAUGCAGGGGGCAUAUCUUUCGUGCUGGAAGAAAAGUUGCAAGAUUGCAAGGCCUCAUUGCAACAGUUGCAAGAUCAAGUGUCAGACAUUUGUGCCCAAUCUUCUGAGUUUAGGAGGACCUUAUCAUCCGUGCAUGGCGAACCAAGUGGGGGAAAUGGAGGGAUGUACUCCCCGGAAAAUGACCAACCGGCAAACAAAAACUCAAUGAUUGAUAUGAAAACAGCAGAACACCAAAGACAGAUCUUGAGGAUGCUUGAGAAGUCCUUGGCGAGGGAGAUCGAUCAUGAAAAGAAGCUGGCCGAGUCAAAUCAACUUGAAGAAGAACUGAGACAUAGGCUACAGUCAGCAGAGGAAGAUGCAUAUUUUAUGGAUGAAGAAGUAAUUGAUGUUUGGGAAAGGUGUUUUGCAGCAGAAAAUACUGCUGAGAUUCUGAUGGGAACCUCGAAAGAGCUAUUAGGUCAACUUCAAGUUCUACAGUUCAACUUGACUUGCACGAGCCAGAGAGAGGCUUAUCUGAAAUCGAGGCUUAAAGAAUCUUCAGACCAAUUGGACGCAAAAGAAACUGCUUUGCAGAAGUUCAAUAGUAGUAGUUCAAAGCUGAAUGACUUCCUUCUAGCUCAAACUGAUAGCCUGAAAGCCAAAUUGGCCGAAGCUGAGGACAAAUUAGUCCUUGCUAAUUCAGAAGCCUUCACUUUAAGUGAGAAGGUCUGUUUGCUCGAAAAGCAGCUGAAAGAAUCUGAGUGUCAGGAGGAUCAUAGCAUUUCGAAUUCUGAAAUCACACGACUGGUUAGUGAAAAUGAGGAUUUGAUGGUAAAACUGUCGAAAGCAGAAAGUAAAGCCGAAAGUGAAGAAAGAAAGUGCCAGUUACUGACAGAAACGAACAUGGAACUCAAUGAAGAAAUUGAGAUUCUUAAACACAAGUCUGAGAAGGUAGGUGGUUUAGAAAAGCAGUUGAAAGAUUAUGAUAUCAGAAUCCAACAUGCUGAGGCAUCUGCUGAAGCUAGUCAAGAGAAGCAAACCAUGUUGUACUCUACAAUAGGAGACAUGGAGAAUCUCAUUGAGGAUCUCAAGUUGAAAGUUUGCAAAGCUGAAGGACAUGCAGACAGUGCAGAGGAUAAAUGCAUCAUACUGUCAGAAUCUAAUGCAGAGUUAAAUGAGGAACUCAGGUUUUUGAGGGGUAGACUUGAACGUCUGGAAGCUUACUUGAAUCGUUGUGAUGAGACAAAAUUAGUUGCUUCAAAGGGCAUUAGCUUUCAGAGUAAAGUGAUGACCGAUUUAGUGAUGCAAUUAGCUAUUGAAAGAGAACGUCUAAGGAAGCAGCUUUCAUCUCUAGCAUUAGAGAAUAGAACCUUGUUAACACAGCGGCAGCAGACAGAAGAUGAAAAGCAUUUAGCUACUGAUAAAAAGGAAUCUGAUAUCCUGGCUGGUGGUUCAAAGGUGGAGGGUAGUCGGGAAACCAUGUUGGAUGGUGAGACUAAAGCUGGGGCUGUAGUUGAUGUGGGAUUGUCCAACCAAAAGCAAGUUUUGAUGGCAAUGGUGGUUGUAUUCAUUUCAGCAACUUUCUACCUUCUCCAACCAGAGAUUCGCGAAUUCUUCCGAAGAUAUUAGGGAUCUAAUUUUAACUGCCCCUGAGGGAGGCUGAGGAUCAGGUAGCAGCAACUCCAUGCACACAAAGCAUCAUCAGCGGCUACUGCAAAUUUUUGUGUUCUUUCAACUGACAAACUGUGAGUUGCGACGCAUAGUUAUAGUAGUUAACUCCUAGUAGUUUCUGCUAGUUUUUGUGUUCUUGUACUGAGAGAAACCACUAGUUCUUGCUAAGAUUUGUCACAUAGUUCAUCUGUUAACUCCUUUCUAGCAUUCUCAUUACUCUCACUUCAGUUCAGAGUCUAAUGAAGUUAUAAGUGGAACUCAAAUGACAUGUCACCAGUCCACUUCAUCUCAUCAACCAGCAGGCUGAGAUUUUUGUAUAUGUUGUCACAUCUCAGAUGGGACUGGUCUCCACUGACAAAUCGAUGCACUUCAUCUCUAAUCUCAAUCCAGCUGCAACCUGGUUCCUUCUUAAGCCUAUUCGCCUUCAUCAUCCUCCUAGCCUCAGAAACCUUGCCCCACAUCCCAGCAUCAGCAUAAAUGUUGCAGAGAAGAAUAUAAGCAGAAGAGUCAUCCGGCGCUAACUGCAAAAUACAACUUGCAGCCUUCUCCGCAAUUUCCACA
Messenger RNA from Linum tenue, 2895 nucleotides. NCBI's taxonomy places the organism in Eukaryota, Viridiplantae, Streptophyta, Magnoliopsida, Malpighiales, Linaceae. The record is from the annotation of a GenBank genome assembly.